AUGGAGAUUAUCACACCAACAUUGUUGAAGGAUUUGAAAUUAUGCUUUGCUCAUCUUUUAAACCUUCUCUCUUUCAUUCAAGACAUAAAUAAGGUGACCACAAUGGAAGCAGAAAAUGUAAGUUUCCCAAGUACAUUUGUCUUGUUGGGCUUCUCAGAUCAUCCAUGGCUGGAGAUGCCCCUCUUUGGAGUGGUGCUGAUCUCCUACAUUCUGACCCUGCUAGGGAACAGCUCCAUCAUCCUUCUCUCACUGGUGGAGCCCAGACUCCAGACACCCAUGUACUUCCUGGACAACCUCUUGGUGCUAGACCUCUGUGUCACCACCACCAUUUUGCCCCAGCUGCUGGCCAACCUAUGGGGACCACAGAAGACCAUUGUCUCCUGGGGCUGCAUCACACAGGCCUACUUUUUCCACUGGAGAGCAUGCACUGAAUGUGUUCUGUUGGCAGUGAUGGCCUUUGAUCACUAUGUGGCUAUCUGCCGGGCACUUCAGUACACUCUCAUUAUGCAUCCCCAUUUGUGUGUGCAGCUGGCAUCUGCAGCCUGGUCCAGUGGCCUGGACAAUUCAGUGUUUCAAGCCACCCUUACCCUCCAAAUUCAUCACUGUGGUCAUCACACCCUGGACCACUUCUUCUGUGAGGUGCCUGCUCUGAUCAACCUGGCCUGUGGAGAAACCACUGCUAAUGACUUGGCCUUGGUUGUGGGAGCCAUCCCUUUUGCACUGGUGGCUCCCCUGCUUGUAUUGGUCUCUUAUACCCUCAUUGCCAGGGCUGUGCUGAAGUUACCUUCAGUGGAAGGAAGGUCUAAGGUCCUCAGCACCUGCAGUUCCCACAUGGUGGUUGUCAAAAUGUACUUUGGGCCAGCCAUCUACAUGUACCUCCAGCCUCCUGCCAAUAGCACCCAGGCCAAGUUCAUGUCCUUCUUCUACUGCAUCAUCAUACUACUUUUGAAUCCACUCAUCUACACCUUAAGAUACACGGAUGUCAAGAGUGCAUUGAAGAGAAUCCUGCAGUCUUAUGGCAGGGUGAAUUUAUAA
Molecule: messenger RNA, 1035 nt
Organism: Choloepus didactylus (southern two-toed sloth)
Lineage: Eukaryota; Metazoa; Chordata; Mammalia; Pilosa; Megalonychidae
Product: olfactory receptor 15-like
Exons: 1
Coding region: 1-1035 (344 amino acids)
Biological process (GO): G protein-coupled receptor signaling pathway
Cellular component (GO): membrane
Molecular function (GO): olfactory receptor activity; G protein-coupled receptor activity
Source: RefSeq, a predicted model, not a curated record